Molecule: messenger RNA, 747 nt
Organism: Cylicostephanus goldi
Lineage: Eukaryota; Metazoa; Nematoda; Chromadorea; Rhabditida; Strongylidae
Source: the annotation of a GenBank genome assembly
AUGGCUUAUGGUGGAAUCCGCGGAGCCGUUUGUUACGGUCUUGUUAUGUCAAUAGAUGAGAAUCUUAUCCCAGCAAAGAAAAUGUUUGUGACCACAACGUUGGCUGUCAUCAUGUUCACUACCGUAGUGCAGGGUACGACAAUCAAAUGCAUUGUAAACCUAUUGAAAGUGAAGAGAAGUAAGAUGUUUGGCAAGCCUGAAGAGAAGAAACGUGUAUUCGACUACAUCCAGAAUGAAAUGAACAAACACGUGAUCGAAUUUGUUGAGAAUUUGACAAAUGUUCACGGAGAGAAUUUGUUGUACCGAAAAAUCCUGGAGCUCGAUCAGACCGUGUUGAAGCCUAGACUUGUCGCAUACUAUAGACCACGGACAGCGAAUAUAAUCGACCGUCAUAUGGAAAUUGAACUUAACGAGUUCGCAAUGUCCGUCAAGAAAGGAGGAGGAUCAUUUUCUGGAUUUCCUACGAAUGCGUCUGUUAGUGAGAUCAAUCUUCCAACGUCGAAAAGCGAGUUAUUUGCUGCUGGAUUCGAUCAGAAUUCUCUCGUUUGUCCAAGCGCACCGCCUGCUAUCUCUGUGCCAACUCCAACUAAACCUCCACCCGCACUGGAGCCGCCCACAAUUGGCAUUCCUAGGAAUGCUUCAGUAACUGGCCUCGUUGCGAAAGUGUUUGAGACUAGCGAACAACAGAGAAAUCUUGCUCGUAAUAAGGUAGCACUUUACUGGAUGACAGAGCUUGUCACAUACUAA